Molecule: messenger RNA, 474 nt
Organism: Ixodes scapularis (black-legged tick)
Lineage: Eukaryota; Metazoa; Arthropoda; Arachnida; Ixodida; Ixodidae
Product: coiled-coil domain-containing protein 1-like
Exons: 2
Coding region: 1-474 (157 amino acids)
Source: RefSeq, a predicted model, not a curated record
AUGCGUGUACCAUCUGUGAACACGGCAACUCUGAAGACGACUACCGUAAAGGCGACAUCACUAAAAACAUCCGAGGAUGACUCCAACUGUGACAUAAACAGCGCCCUCAACAAUGGCCUCGAAAACGACCCGGACUAUGAACUCGACAAACCGACCAGCCCAAACAUACCUUUUUGUGUAUUCGACUUUGACGACGAGGCUUACGACGACACUGUCGAUGACAAGGGCGACGAACCCAACGAUGACAUCGACGACGAUUCUGACGACGAUUUCUACGGUGAACAAAAGGACAACGAGGAUAAUGACUUCAACAAAAACCCCAACUACAACCUUGAGGACGAGCUUGAUGACGAACCCGAUGACGAUAUACCGACGACGUGUGUAAUGUCAACCACGAAGACGAACAGGACGACGACGUUCGGUUCGCCACUCAACGAGCGGAGGAAGUCCGCAGCUCUGACGCAUUUUGAUUGA